Closterium sp. Naga37s-1 is the source of this 4833-nucleotide messenger RNA. NCBI's taxonomy places the organism in Eukaryota, Viridiplantae, Streptophyta, Zygnematophyceae, Desmidiales, Closteriaceae. The record is from the annotation of a GenBank genome assembly.
AUGGAAGCUGCAAGUGUUGGGGAAGGGGGAGCAAAGGGAGGGAAGGGAGCAGGACGGGUUACUAAGAGAGGGGGUAAGCACUACUGGCAGAAGGAAGCUGCCAGGAAGUUACUCAUAGCUCUGAACGAGCUCUGUUCUGUGAAGUACGCUUUCAUGCUUGUGCUUGCUGACAUGGCAGCUGAGGUGGCACGAUGCCAUGCCAAAUAUGGUGUUGGGAACACGUGGGGUCAUCAGUGGAGUGAGGUGGACGGGGCAGAGGAGGAGGAGGAGGAGGAGGAGGGGGAGGAGCAGGGGGAAGGGGAAGGGGAGGAUGAGGGAAACGAACAGGAGGAAAGUGGGGAGGACGGUGGGGAGGGAGAAGAGGAGGAGUGGGAGGAGUGGGAAGUUGAAGUGGGAGGUGCAGUGGAGGAGUUGAGGGAGAGUAUGCAAGCCAUGCUGGUCAACGCCACACCGCCACAGCUGUACGGUGAGUGCAGUGCUGUUUGUACGGUUGAGUGCGGUGCACUACAUGCGAGAGUGGGAGGAGUGGGGAGGCGUAGAGGGAGGAGUGGUGAGGAGUUGAGUGAGAGUAUGCAAGCCAUGCUGGUCAACGCCACACCCCCACAGCUGUACGGGCUACUGCAGGAGUUCCUGUCGUCCCGCUUUAAGGAGGUUUCUGCGUGCAUGCGCCCACUUUACACUGAGGAUGAUGACGAGGAGGAGGAGGAAGAAGAGGAGGAGGAUGAGGAGGAGGAUGAGGAGGAGGAAGAUGAAGGGAAGGAAGGAGAGGAGGAGGACGACGGGGAAGGGGAGGAGGAGGAGGCAGGGAAUUUAGAAGAAUCAGCAGAAAAGAGACAGUCAAAUCCACUGGGAACAUCUAGCACUCCUGUGGUUCCCACGACUACCGCAGGUGGGGAGAGGUAUCACCAGCACCCAGGUGAAAGACUCACACCUUUACUGAACGCUGAAAGUCAGAACAUGCUCAGAAGCUUCCCUGGGUAUGGGGAAGAGGAGGCGGGGAGCGAGGGCAAGGGGAGAGGACCGAGGAGGCGACUGGAGGAUGAAAUGGCUGCACUUGAAGCGAGGGGGAGAGGGGUAGUAGAGGGGGGAGUGGGAGACAGAGGAGAGGCGUCUGAAGCGGCGGCAGUGAGCGGAGCGGAGCAGGAGAUGCUUGCAGCGGUUCUGGAUGGCUUGCUGGGCUCUGCUGCUGGCACGGGUGGGAGAGAGAGGGAUGGGCAUAGGGAGGGAAGGUUUGGAGGGCGAGAGAGUAUCGAAGGCUAUGGGGCCGAGGGUGAAGGGGAGGAGGGUGGGGACGGGGAGGACGGUGGGGACGGUAAGGCUUAUGGGAACAGUGGGGCUUCUGGGGAGGGGGGGAAGGCAGACUCGCCUGUGUAUUGGGCGGGGCGGUUGGAGGAGAGGAUGGGGCGGGCAUGGGUGUGGCGCGUGCAGCAAGUGAUGUGUGCUCUGGGGUUCUCAGGGCUGUCGUUCCUGUCUCAUGCUGUGCUGUCUGCUGUGCUGCUCUCCCGUCUCAAGGCGCAUGUGCAUCGAUCGGCAGGAGCUGUUUUCGACCGUCGGAUCCUCCCCCGCCUGCACCGGUGGCUGCAGGUCACUGCCCUGCCCUUCGUUACUAUCACCACCUGUACUGUCACCUCUAAGACCAGCACCACCGGUACUAGCACCAGCAGAGGUGAUUCCUCUGCCAUCUCCAGCCGUAGUUCUCGCGUGUCAGAUCCGAUCUCAGCCGCACAUCUUCGGCAGUGGCACGCGUGGUUGCGCCACGUGGCGGGCAGGGAGCUGUGUUCAGUGCGUACAGAACAGCUGUUUGACAUCAUAGUCGAUUACCCCGACGCCACCCCUGCCCUCCUCGACCUUAAAGACUGUCUCGAGAAUCGCGGUGCUGCUGCUGACUCCAAUGGUUUUGGCGCUGGUGUUGCCACUGGGGCUGACGCCCGUGCUGCUGCUGGCGUCACUGCUGCCCUUGCGGCUGCUGCUCCGCCUCUCAUUGCUCUCGUGGCCACACAAGGAGGGAGUGGGUUGAGAGGCCUGACAAGUCUGGAUGGCGUGGGAGAAGCCAUUGGAGUAGAUGGGGUAGGUCUGGGAGGGGGAGGUGGUGGUGGCAGUGGCGGUGGUGGGGGAAGCGCCUAUGCCAGGCUGGUUGCGUCGUUCCGGACGGCACUGGCCAAUCGGCUGCUGACAGCUGGCGCGUCGACGGCGGAUAUCCUGCAGCAGUAUGUGUCGGCGAUACGGGCUCUGAGGCUGGUGGACCCGUCGGGGGUGGUGUUGGAGGCAGUCAAAAGUGAGUGCUGUGGUGGUAGGGGCGAGAACAGUGGUAUGCUGGACACACUCCAUUCGGGCUCUGCGGCUGGUGGACCCAUCAGGAGUGGUGCUGGAGGCAGUCAGGACACCAUUCGCUGCAUCAUGACUCUGCUGACUCAGCAUCCUUCUGCAGCGCCAGGUGGUGCCAUCAAGGGCGCUGCUGACGUGGCAGAUGACGUGGCAGGGGAGGCGGGGGACCCGGGUGACCUGUCACUGCUGGAGGAGCUAAGCCGGGCAGCAGAAGGGGGCGAGGGGGAGGCGGGGGGGAGUGGGGAGGGGGAGGAGGAAGGGGCAGGCUUGGGGGAAGAUCUGUCUGCGGCUUAUGCUGCUGCUGAGCGCUGGCAGCCAGACCCCAUCGAUGCAGACCCCUGGCAGUCCUUGGGCCAAGCGCAGAGGGCGAGGGACAUAGUGCGCGUGCUGGCAGGGGUGUUUGGGUCGCGGGAGGUGCUGCUGGGGGAGUAUCGAGGUAUGCUGGCGGAGAGGCUGGUGGGGCGCGCUGGGUACCACACUGACCGGGACGUGCGCACUCUGGAGCUGCUUAAGCUUCGUUUCGGCGAGUCCAACCUACAUGCCUGUGAGGUGAUGCUGAGAGACAUGGCGGACUCAAAGCGCAUCAACGGCAACGUGAAGGCAGCCAUGCGGCAGGCAAGGGAGGAGGCUCGGGACUUGGCAGAGGCGCGUUCUAAUAUUGCUCGCUCGAAAGCCAUCAUGAGAAGACGAGGCCUAUCAGUGGUGGGGGCAGGGAGGGGAGCAGCAACGGCACAGAGAGAAAGCAGGGGCGCGGGGGGAGAUGUAUCUGUGGCAGGUGUAUCUGGAUCGGGUGUAUCUGGGUCAGGCUCAUCUCCAUGGUCGCAGGCACACACACCAGAGCACUUGGUGGUGAGGGGCAUGGCAUCGUUCUCCACCCCUCCAGACCGACCUGGGAGAGGAGGAGAAGGGGGGGAGGGAGGAGGAGGGGGAGGGAUUGUGGGAGGGGCGUCACAGUGGUUCACUCCAGAAUCGUUUGCUUCUCCUCCUCCGCCCGCUGCUCCAGCACAGGCUCUUACUGCACUUCUCUUCCUUUACCUCUCUCCGUUUUCCCCUUGUCCCUUUACUUUUGCCUGUAACCUUUUCCCCUUUGCCACAUUGUUCCCUGUCCUCUUUUUCCUUUGUCUCUCCACCCACUCCACCCUUUCAUCUGCUGCCCCUGCUUCCCUUGUGGCCCCUCUCACCCGCACAUUCACCUCCCCAGAUUCUUCAGGGGCAGCUGCACCUCCUCCUCGGGCAGCCCGGCCAAAUCUUCUGUCCCGCUGGGCCCGCCUCCGCCCAGACCUCCGCACACCGACUUUUUCCGGAGACCGUUCCGCAGAUCGCGGGCAGCCCGGAAAUUCUUCUCGGACUCCCGGCCAAUCAGGCGACGGCAGUUCAGCCAUGGGCGGCAAUAGGGGCAGCGGGAGAGGCGGGCAGGGGGGGUUCUGGGAUGUUAUGGAUGCUCUGGGGGGGGAGGGAGGGGGAGAAGAGAACGCAGAGAGAGGGGGGAUUGGGGAGGAGGAGGAGGUGGAGAUGGAAGGAGGGGAGGAGGAAGAGGAGGGUAAGCCGGAGGAGACGGAGGAGUUGCUAGAAGCAGAGAAUCUGGACGCUACGAUUGUCUCGGCACUCUUCUGGCCGGCUUUCCAGGAGGAAUCGGUGCGGUUACCAGCACCGGUAACCAAGCUGAUGGAGGAGUAUUCAACCAACUAUGCUACGCUGAAAGCGCCACGCAAGCUGCAGUGGAAGGCGAACCUGGGGUGCGUUACAAUCGAGCUGGAGUUUGGUAACGGGCGUAACACGCAGCAGUACACCGUAACACCCGUUCAGGCGGCCAUUAUCCUUAAAUUUCAAACGGCCAGAGCAGGAGAGGAGAAACGGGCGGAAUCUGCAGGUGAUGGUGUGGAAAACGGUGAAGGUAAUAAGGAGGACGAGGCGAAACCGCAGUGGGCGGCAUCUGAGCUGGCGGCAGCCGUGGGUCUGUCGGUGCCUGUGCUGCGUCGGCGAAUCACAUUCUGGGUGAAUCACGGCGUGAUAGUCGAAUCGGUCGCGACCAAUCGGUCACCUCCGGAACCUCUUUUCACAGCUGUGGAUUACCAAGUCGACCCUGCUUCUGCUGGUGCUGCCGGUGAUGCUGGUGGGGAUAGAGAUGGUGAUGCUGAUGCCGCCACUGCUGCUGGUGGUGACGGUGCUGGGCUCGGUGGGUUGCGAGGGGAAGGAGAGGGGGAGGAUAUGGUAGCAGGCGGAGAGUUGCUGAUCGGGGAUGAUGGUGAGGAGGAGGAGGGGGGAGGCAUGGUGGCAUCGUUGGAAGCGCAGAGGAAGCAGGAGAGUGCGGUGCACGAAUCGUUCAUAACGGGCAUGCUCACCACGUUCGACGGCCUCCCUAUAGAGCGCAUCCACAACAUGCUCAAGAUGUUUGUGUCGGACCCGCCGUAUGAUCGCUCGCUGGCGCAGCUGCACGCCUUUCUGGGGGUGCUGGUGGCGCAGGAGAAACUGGAGCUCAGGGAUGGGUUAUAUCGCAAGAAGAAGUAG